Asparagus officinalis (garden asparagus) is the source of this 1224-nucleotide messenger RNA. Its product is annotated as ribonuclease 3-like protein 2. Gene Ontology annotation, cellular component: nucleus; cytoplasm. The annotation marks the transcript as partial. The transcript is spliced from 3 exons. The record is from RefSeq and is a predicted model, not a curated record. Gene Ontology annotation, molecular function: ribonuclease III activity; RNA binding. Gene Ontology annotation, biological process: siRNA processing. Lineage: Eukaryota; Viridiplantae; Streptophyta; Magnoliopsida; Asparagales; Asparagaceae.
CGAUCCAAUGAGCCGCCAUUGCCAGGUCGAAGCUCUCCUCACACUACGAGUUCGCGCGACCCGUCGCUGCUCGCCGAGGCCCUAACCCACUCUCCGAUCCCGAGCACGCCUCGUACAGCGCCUCGAAUUGUCGGCGAUGCUGCUCUCUGCCUCGCUUUGACCAACUAUUUGUACCUCACGAACCCCGAUCUUGGCCCGGGGCCCCUGUCUCUCAUCCGAGCUGCCAACAUCUCCACCGAGAAGCUCGCACGUGUCGCCGUCAGGCACGGGCUUUAUCGCCUGCUUCGCCGGAACUCGCCCAAGCUCGACGAGAUGGUGGAGGAGUUUACGCGCAUAGUGGAGAGAGAGGGUGAGGGGGAGAUGUAUGGGCAGCCCUAUGGUGGGAGCACGAUAAAGGCACCCAAGGUUUUGGCUGACAUUGUCGAGAGCAUUGCAGCAGCUGUUUAUGUGGACUGUAACUUGAACCUGGAGAAGAUGUGGAUGGUCUUUAGAGGGUUACUGGAGCCAAUUAUUACAGCAGAGAAUCUGGACGAGCAGCCUGUAACAACUUUGUAUGAAUACUGCCAGAAGAAGGGGAAGGCACUCAAUUUCAAGAACUGGAAGAAGGGAAAUGUGAAUGUCACAAAUGUGUUUGUGGACGGAGAGUUGAUUGGGAUUGGAUAUUCGGAGCAUCAGAACAUUGCAAAGCUCAAUGCUGCGAGGGAUGCAAUUCAAAAGUUGGGUGAUUUGAAGGGUGAACAUGUAGAUAUGGACAUUGGAGGGGAAGAGAGCAAUACUGCGAAACAUAAGCUGAAUGAGAUGUGCAGCAAGAAGCACUGGCCAAAGCCGGUUUACAGAAUGGAAGGAGAAGAAGGGCCUCCUCAUGACAAGAAAUUUGCCUGUUCUGUUCAAGUUAGGAUUUCAAACAAGGAGUACUUCGAAGUUGGUGAUCUGAAGUCAAGAAUUAGAGACUCGGAGAAUUCAGCAGCUGCAAAGGUGCUAGCUGAAAUUAGGAAAGGAUGAGAAAUUUAGCAUGAGUUCAAGAAUAACGAAAGAGACUAUUUAUCAUUUCUAUCUCUAUAAUUUGUCCAGCUAAUUAAUGUUGUGUGUAUCUAUCUUGAUGGAGAUUCAAGGGUUUAGUUUAACUUGUAGUGUGAGAUCCUAUGUGAAUGGGUCAAAUAGUGAACGAAUAAUCAUCUAAUUCUAUGUUCGAACCCGAUAAUAUAGUUUAAUUUUGCACAUUUU